AUGAUACAGAUUACCGAAACAGUGAACCAACCGGAGGUCAAGGAUGAACCGAUUGAGAAGCGUAAAUGUAGAUUUCCCGAGGAAAGACUAUCGCCCGUACUGGCGUACAGCUUUUCACAGUGCUUUCUCUACAAUCGCAUCAAGCUGGAGCUGAAGCUGUGCAACUGUACGAUUCCAACUUCACCGAAAGCGUAUGAAAAGUUUUACUGUGAUUUUAAUGGUCUUCUGUGCAUAAACAAGGAAAAUGUGAAACAAUUAACAAAACACGUGCACACCGUACACAAGGACCGGUCAUGCAUACAAACGUGCGAAUCAUUGGAAAGCCACGUGAUUGGUGAAACAUUCAAACCCACCAAUUCAAGCUCCGAGCCAGGAAAAGUGAUCCUGGAAGUGUUGAAUGUACCAAUCUUUCGCUACCAAAGGCGUGUGAUUCGAAAUAAGCUUGAUUUUGUCGUUUCUCUAGGUGGUAUAGGAGGGCUAUUCUUUGGUGUUUCAUUGAUCAGCAUCAUUGAGCUGGUGUACAACAUGUUCUUCAAACCGUACCAUCUGAAAGUGAAGAUUUCUCCACAAUAA
This is a messenger RNA of Anopheles moucheti, 573 nucleotides long. RefSeq lists its product as uncharacterized. The transcript is spliced from 6 exons. Lineage: Eukaryota; Metazoa; Arthropoda; Insecta; Diptera; Culicidae. Bases 1 to 573 code for a protein of 190 amino acids. Gene Ontology annotation, cellular component: membrane. Gene Ontology annotation, molecular function: sodium channel activity. Gene Ontology annotation, biological process: sodium ion transport. The record is from RefSeq and is a predicted model, not a curated record.